CGUAAAGCUACCUACGCGUCCCUUCUCCAGCGGGGCUCCAUCAGCCUCGGUUCCCACUGCCACUUUAUCCACUCCAGCCCAGGCAGGACCUCGGACCCACCGCACCAACUUGCGGGUCGGGGUUUUGCAGUCCAGUCGGUGCCGUUUUCGGAAGCUGUGUGGCCAGCAACAAGCCCCGCGGCCAUCCCUCAGAAGGAAGCCGUAGCAGCUUUGACAGCGCUGACAACCGGAGGUGUGCGGCUUGGAUCGUGCUUCGCCGGCGACGCGGAGGCACCUGAGCGCUAGCGCGGAAGGAAGCGGACAGCGCAUGCGCGGCGCGUAGUACACCUGCCGACAUAGACUUCGAGAAACCUGUCUUCAGAGUUUUGCCUGUGACCAGCGAGCGGUAGGACCCCACGGGUUGUUCGGUUGCAGUGAUGGUGCCCAACGCGGCGCUGUAGACUGUAAUGGCAGGUUGACCCCCGGCAGGUGGAAAGGCAAAGGGUUUGGGAAGGAGGAAGCGCCAUUUGAGAUUUUAGGGCCGUAUGCCGGGGCCUGGGCCGGGGUGAUAACUGACCGAGUUUUGGGGAGGUCAUUGCUUGCGAAUUACCGUUCGGUAAUAGUUGCUUCUGUGCGCUAACUUAGAAUAAUGGAGCCUAUGCUGAUUGUGUUUAUAUGUUCUCAGUUUGCUUGGGGUAUUGUUGCGUUCGUACUUGUGGGCCUGUACUUCCGGGCGGUCAGGAACUGUAGCAUUUCAAGAUUUGGAGGAAGCCCACUAGGCCAGAUUUUAGGUGAAUUGAUUUACUAUUGCAACAAUGUAUGGCCUACGUAUGUUUUAGAUGGUGGGGAAAAAUGGCCCGUAAAUGGUUCCUUAAAUUACCGUACCAUUAUGCAGUUGAACCUGUAUUGUCAAAAGUUAGGCAAAUGGAGCGAGAUCCCUUAUGUUAGGGCAUUUCUUUCGUUGCAUAAUAAGGUUUCAUCAAGAGCAGGGAACCGUUUGCUGUUGCAGAGGAAGGAAGAGGCCUCCAAACACCUCUCUGAUCAUAAGACAAAGGAAAGAUUUAAUGUCCGGAAGCCAGAAGCCAGGAGAUCGGUAGGAGGAAGAUCUCUUCCCUGGUGUCCCAUAAGGCUCGGCUGGCGCCUCUCCGCUACAGCGACAGAGUUCCAGGAGGACAACAUGGCGGGAGCAGCAGAUGGCCGUGACUCCAGCUACCGAAUGGUGUUAGAUCAGCAGGGUGAAGACAGGGGCAUUUACAGUUCUCCCUUCUUUAAUGAAGGUUUGCAGGCCAGGAGUGCUGACAGGCUUCUAGCGGGCAGUCGUAGUAGUGACAGAGUCAGGGAGCCCGUGCGAGAUGCCAUUGCUGUCGAACCACCGGAAGAGAAGGGUGGUGCCACCAACAAAAAGGCAUUUGCCAGAGUAUUAGGCCUUAGUCACAAAAACAAAGAUGAAAUGGAUGCUGCCGUUGCUUUGAGUCUGCUGAAUUCCUCCAAAUGUCAAGCCGGGGGAAAGACUCUUAAUAGAAAGCACGAGGCUAUGCCUGCAGAAGCUAAACGCUCAAAGAGAAGGCACUUAGAAAUCUGGGGGGAAAACCGCAAUCCCGGUGAUUGGAAGCGAGUUGAUGGCUGGCCAGUUGGACUGAAAAAUGUUGGUAAUACGUGUUGGUUCAGUGCUGUUAUCCAGUCUCUCUUCCAGCUGCCCGAGCUCCGAAGACUCGUCCUCAGCUACACCGUGCCGCAGAACGCGCUCGAGAACUGCACCGACGAGAAGGAGAAGAGGAAUGCGGUGUUCAUGCAGGAGCUCCAGCGUUUGUUUGCUCUCAUGAUGGGAUCGAAUCGCAAGUUUGUGGACCCUUCCUCAGCCUUGAACGUCUUGAAGGGAGCGUUCCAGGCAGUGGAGGAGGAGCAGCAGCAAGACGUGAGUGAGUUUACCCACAAGCUCCUGGACUGGCUGGAGGACGCCUUCCAGCAGGAGGUCGAUGCCAACAGCAACCCCGAAAACCCAAUGGUGCGGCUGUUCUACGGCACCGUCCUCACUGAAGGGGUCCGUGAAGGAAAGCCGUUUUCCAUCAGUGAGACCUUUGGCCUGUAUCCCCUUCAGGUAAACGGCUAUUGCAACUUGGAGGAGUGUUUGGAUGGGGCUGUGGUAGAAGGAGACGCUGAGCUGCUCCCUUCCAAUCAGCCGGUGGAGAACGGACAGGAGAGCUGGUUCACAAAACUGCCUCCAGUGCUGACUUUUGAGCUCUCAAGAUUCGAGUUCAACCAGUCCCUCGGUCAGCCCGAGAAGAUUCACAACAAGCUGGAAUUUUCUGAUGUUAUUUAUAUGGACAAAUACAUGUACAAAAAUAAAGAUCUUGUCCGAAGCAAGAGAGAGUGCGUUCGGAAGCUGAAGGAGGAGAUAGAAGUCCUACAGCAGAAGGUGGAAAAAUAUGUGAAGCACGACUCGGACCCUGCUCAGGUCCCACUCCUGGACGGGACAUCCCAAAGUGACAGCAGCGUGACAUCACCGCCCUCUUCAGGGACAGGUGAAGGAAGCUCUUCUCCGGAUGCUGCAAGUACUUUUUCUGAAGAUCCUCUUUGCAAGUCUCCCGCGAAGAAUAAGCCCCUGACAUCUUCCCAGUCUCCUGGGGAAGUGCCUGCAAAACCGUUGCCUCGUGCCGUCACAGGUGAGACGAACCUCAAGACCUGUCUUCAGAAGCCGAGCAGUGACACUGAGCAAGACAUACAGGAUGUGAAGAAUUUUAUUGCCAACACUACCCAGGAUAUUGAGCAGAUGUACUGUGAUCCUCUGCUCAGUCAGGUGCCUUAUCGCCUGCAUGCAGUUCUCGUUCACGAAGGACAAGCAGAUGCUGGACACUAUUGGGUCUACAUCUAUAAUCAGUCCAGACAAGUCUGGCUCAAGUACAAUGACAUCUUCGUUACUGAAUCUUGCUGGGAAGAACUACAAAGCGAUUCCUACGGAGGCUCGAGAAAUGCCAGCGCCUACUGCCUGAUGUACGUUGAGGACCGGGCACCCCACUCUGAUGCAGAGGCGGCCCCAAGUGAGUCAGAGGAGAGGCUAGGAGAGUUAGAAGCUUUAUCUGAUGAACUUAAGCAUUACAUUCAGGAAGAUAACUGGAGAUUUGAACAGGAAAUAGAGGAGUGGGAAGAAGAGCAGGCUAGGAGGAUUUCUCAAAUGGAGCUCUCUGCCAGUUCGGCUUCGCAGGAUUUCCCUACAUCACAGCAGCCUUCAGGAGCCUCUUACGGGGUUCGCAGCUUGCCGCCCGGGCAUGCUGCGAUGGUCAUGGAGCAGCCUUCCCAGGCCACUGCAAACACAACACAAUACAGCAAGGUUGCCGACUGGUUCAGCAAUGCCAUCCUUCGGACACCACGCACACUGUUUUCCAGGGGUGACCACCUGCCCUGGACUUUGCAAGAUCUUCUCCGUCGUAUAAAGGCUUCCUUCCACUCGAGACCCCCCUUUGUUAGGGAUUUCUGGACCAAGUGGUAGGUAGGACUACGACCUUGACAAGCAGGAAGUAGUUACAGAAGAAUGAGACCGUCGUCCAUUUCCCCUUGUAAGAGUACAAGUGUCCAGAUAUUAGAUGGGGGGCAGAUUGUAACAGGACCCCUCCCCUGUGCAGUGGAGGAGGGGUUGAGAAGUACUGAGAAGUGUGCAUGUGUAUGUUACCCCGGCAACCAAAAUAGAGAUGUAUAUAACUCAGUAGAAAAACAUGUAGGACUAGUGCUUACAGCUAGGGUAGUCGUUAGAUGGAAGAGCCGCACUCUCUCAUCUACUUAAUCUGUGUAGGGUAUUAAGGGGGUCGUCUUUAAAUGUAGAGCAUGCAGAAACUGAGCUUUGUUCUCCCCGACCCUGGCUGGCUGGACGGCUACCAGGUGCUCAGGUUCCCUGGGAGUGGGGGGAGGUGCUGUGUGGUGCAAGAGUGUUCCCCACACCCCUCCCCCACACGAGUAGCUGCAGCAGCUGCCUGUGUGGUGGUCUUGGGGAGGGAGGGUCAGUCAGCAGCAGGUCCCACCGUCGCUGCUGCUCUGCCCAUUCCAGCCUGCGAAGGGCUGGGACCCACCACACCAGUGUGUGGGACAGGGCUUAGCAGGCUGGUGGGUGCUGUUCUGGGGAGUGGCAUGGGCAGGCGACAAGCCCCAUGCCCUUCCCCCACUCGGACGCUGCAGCAGCACUGCUGACCGGAGCUGCGCCGCAGGGGUCCUGCCCGGCCAGACACACCAGCGCACCGGAGGGCAGCAGUGGAGGAGGAGGACAGUGCUCCACCAGUGGGACACCCGGACUCAGACUCCCAAGGAGGCCCACGACCAGACUGGCUGGAAACCAACUGAGCCGCCUGCACUUCUUAAAGAACAGUGCCCUUCGGUGGACGAAGAGGUCCUGGGCAAACGUGGACUGAGCUGGCAGAAGGUGGUGGCAGGGUGUUUUUUGGGGGAGGAUGUUUUAGAGGGAAAGGGCUUUGGGGCAUAUACCUGCUAUUAUUUUAUGCUGUGUGUAUCUUAAAUAAAAUUCCUUUGCUUUCCGCUAAA
This is a messenger RNA of Phyllostomus discolor (pale spear-nosed bat), 4506 nucleotides long. Its product is annotated as ubiquitin carboxyl-terminal hydrolase 28-like. Gene Ontology annotation, molecular function: cysteine-type endopeptidase activity; cysteine-type deubiquitinase activity. Gene Ontology annotation, cellular component: cytosol; nucleus. The record is from RefSeq and is a predicted model, not a curated record. Gene Ontology annotation, biological process: DNA damage checkpoint signaling; regulation of protein stability; protein deubiquitination. Lineage: Eukaryota; Metazoa; Chordata; Mammalia; Chiroptera; Phyllostomidae. The coding region runs from base 629 to 3466 and encodes 945 amino acids. The transcript has 2 exons.